CCAAUAGAAGAGGUUUGACUAGCAGGAGAAUAUAAGUGCAGGUUUGGUUUAAUCAGCAAAUCAGACAGCUUAAAUAUCAAUCACAUCAAGUAUAAGUGCAGAUUAUUAGUGUGUACAGGACAGCAUCUUUUUCCAAAAUGUUGCAACUUAUUCUGAUUCUCUCUGGAGUUUAUACAGUGGGCAUGACCAUGCCUUUACCUGAUUUCUACUCUUACUCCCUGGCUGUUGGGGAUGGCAGUGGGACAGAAUAUUCUACUGCACAUGCAGGUCGCAUCACUGAUAUCAGAGUCUGGGAAUACAGUAGCGCAUACAUUAGUGGAUUCCAGCUGAGUUAUGAUGGUAAUUGGACAACACUGGUUUGUGCAAGCUAUGGCUCUCCAAUGGAGAUGAAACUUCAUGAUGAUGAAUCCAUUGUUCAGGUGUCUGGAAAGUAUGACAGUGGCUACAUCUUCGAGCUAAUGUUUGUCACUAAUAAAGGCCGCUCUUUAAAAGUGGGGCAGCCUUCUGGGAUCUCAUUUAACUUCUACCCAAACCAUGAUGGAAGUGAGCUACGUUUUCUCAGUGGUCGACAGAAUGGAUAUGGCAUCACCUCCAUUGGGGCUCACUGGGCUGUCUACUAACACCAUUGCCAACAGUGCAACACCUUAAGACCAUAUUAGCUUAGUUCAACCCCCUUUUCCUUCUUUUGCCAGCAUUAAAGAAACAACUUUACAUGUAAUCUUUGUAUCUGUGUCCGUUUUUUUUUUUUUUUUAUUAUUAUUAUUUUAUUUGUUACU
Messenger RNA from Cyprinus carpio (common carp), 776 nucleotides. RefSeq names its product zymogen granule membrane protein 16-like. The transcript has 4 exons. Bases 138 to 620 code for a protein of 160 amino acids. NCBI's taxonomy places the organism in Eukaryota, Metazoa, Chordata, Actinopteri, Cypriniformes, Cyprinidae. The record is from RefSeq and is a predicted model, not a curated record.